AUGCAGGCACCAAAAAAAAAAGACCGACGGACUCAAGAGGAGAUGGUUUUGAGGGACCUUCUGGAGGAUUGUGUACGCGGAGCUCUGGGGUUCUCGCCUAUCAAAAAGAAAGAAGAACUGCAUGUAUUGGAGAAGGUACAGAUACAGGUGAAGAACACAGAGGUGCAGUGUUCAGUGGGAAUUGGUUCUGAAGUGGUCCCCCUGACUAGAAGCUCUGGUAGCUCCAUCGACACUUCGUCAUCUUGUGACAACUUAUCUGCCACAAGGUUCCCGUUGAGGUAUAGUCUGGGAGAGAAAGAACCGCGUGUGGGAACUACUGGCGGUUAG
This is a messenger RNA of Acanthoscelides obtectus, 327 nucleotides long. NCBI's taxonomy places the organism in Eukaryota, Metazoa, Arthropoda, Insecta, Coleoptera, Chrysomelidae. The record is from the annotation of a GenBank genome assembly.